AUGGUGAAGUACAUUUGCAAUGGAUGCUCAGUUAAAUUAGACGGGGUUGAGAUGUUGAAACAUUUAUCAGUCCUUAGACAUCGAAGUAUUGGACGUGUUAAACCUAAAGAGGCUGUAAAAUGUGAAAAAUGUCAAGAUGAUAAUAUUCAUAAGUUGACUGUUUCAAGAAUUGGUGGUGAAAAACUUUUAUUGAUUUGUAAAAGUUGUGUUGUUAGGCAAAAAUUAAAACCUACUACUCAAGAUUCUUUACAAAAUGGGUUAUUCUUUAACAACUUGGAAACCUAUUUCAAAAUUAAUGAUUUAUGUUGUAAAUCAUGUCAAAAGAAGACUGAUCUUGAAGUUGAUGCUUCUGAUACAAAGUUCGUUUAUUGUGGUGAUUGUAUCAAUAGAGAAGGGUUACGCGGCAAAACGAUUGUUAAGAAGGAGAGUGAUGAUUUCGUUUAUCAUAUGUUGGGUAUGAUGCAUAUGCUCACUUUAGAUAAAGAUGGUUCUAAAGGUGGAAGACAUGGUGAUAACAAUUCUGGUUCAAGAGGUAAAAAGUCCAAGCCUAAGUCCAAGUCCAAAUCUAAUGUUGAUUAUGAAGAAUUUGAACAUUCCUCAAAAUUUAAAAGUAUUGGUCCAAAGCUCUCUUAUGAUUCACUAGAAACGUAUUACAAAGAAAUGUGUUAUCAUCUUUAUUUAGAAGAAACAAUUGAAACUGGUUCAAUUACUGAAUUUUCAUCAGAAUGGAGUCUUGAUACCAUGAAUCAAGUAUUUAUUAAACUUCCAUACACUGAUAAAAUUAAAGAACUUAUUCCAUUCAAGUUUAGACACUUACGUGCAACGCCAUUCAGUAAUAAUCAAUCAUUUUUUGUCACCACAGAGUUUGGUACAGAUACAAAAAUAUGGGAAGUUUUUGUUGAAGAAUUGACGGGCGGUGCGAAUGCACCCAUAAUUACAAUGACUUUUAAUUUACAUGGUUGGAAUGAUGCUGAUGAACUUAGAAGUGGAUCAAAUUUGAAAUCAAUUAUACCAUGUUCUGCCCCAAUUUCAAGGAUUUUGAACUCAAUGAAACCUUUAUCAGAUUCAAUGAAUUUUCUUUUAAAUCCAAUGAAAUUUCUUUCAAAUCCAAUAAAUCAUUUUUCAAAUCCCAAUUUCAUUAAAUUAUUACUAGGUAAUAAACAAAUUAAUCAAAUCAGAUCAGAAAAUUGUAAGUUGAACUAUACAAAGUCAACUUUAAAUGGUUCACAGAAAGAUGCAAUUAAUCAUGUUUUGGAUAAUGAUAUAACUAUUAUUCAAGGUCCCCCAGGCACAGGUAAAACAUCAACAAUUCAUGAAAUUAUCUUACAAUUGAUGAAGAAUGGUACAACUCCAAUUUUGGUUGUUGCAGCUUCAAAUAUUGCAAUUGAUAACAUUGCUGAAAAUUGA
This is a messenger RNA of Hansenula ciferrii, 1407 nucleotides long. RefSeq names its product putative ATP-dependent RNA helicase. The transcript has a single exon. Gene Ontology annotation, biological process: nuclear-transcribed mRNA catabolic process, nonsense-mediated decay. The record is from RefSeq and is a predicted model, not a curated record. Bases 1 to 1407 code for a protein of 468 amino acids. Gene Ontology annotation, molecular function: RNA helicase activity. Gene Ontology annotation, cellular component: cytoplasm. Lineage: Eukaryota; Fungi; Ascomycota; Saccharomycetes; Phaffomycetales; Wickerhamomycetaceae.